AUUUGAUACUACCUUCUUAUCCUAGAUGCACUUACUUCUCCACUCCCACGUACAAGGGUACUGAGGUUCGAGCAAAUUGUCGCUUUUCGUCGUCGACCAGAAGAUGGCGCACGUGGGGUCUAAAGGACCUCCGGACUUUUGGCCCCACCGAGGCCGUGGAUAAGCAUUCGCCCAGACCUGAUUCCAUGCCCCACCGAGGAACGGGUCUCUAAAUUAUGUAUGAAUUUGUGUUUGAACUGCAAGGGGUUUCUUUCUCCUUGGUUCCCAGGGCUGUCCCCUCCGGUAGCCAAUCUGAGCCUAGUUUUUUCAAAAGAAAUACUAAGCGAUUCAGCUGUUGCCUGCGCUUCAAUUAGCCGAGAUGACAAUUAUCGAAUGAGACAAACUUCUCUGGCCUCGUGAUUCCGAACACUCGACAUCCAACGGUCUCAGUGGAUACAACCUGACAGUAGCGCAAUAUAUUGAACUACUAUCUUUGCAUACGCCCUACCGACCUCAUGCGUAUGGCACAUGGUGCCAUGCAGUGGAGAUUUCCUCGCUCUUACCUAUAAAGACAGGUGAUCGCACUCUCUUUGCUGAUCAUUCUUUCCAUCUUUCCUUCUGUAUCUGGGCCAGGGACGAUCUUUCGACAAGAAGAGACACUUUUAAAUCCGAAAGAUGAAGUCCUUCAUUACAGGCUUGGUCACGGCCUCCUUGGCCUAUGCCCAAACCGCGAAGGAGAGCGAGCCUUCUCUCUCGGAUAUCCAAAGCGCUGCGGCUACCACCGAGCCAUACUCUCCUGUAUCUAAUGUGACUGGCUUGGCCUUCGACAAAUUCUAUCAAGUUUGGUUGGAGAACAUCGACUUCGAGGAUGCAGCCGCAGAUGCGAAUAUGAAAUGGUUGGCCACGCAGGGUAUCACCCUCAACAACUUCUAUGCAGUUACCCAUCCCUCUGAGCCAAACUACUGCGCUUCUGCCGGAGGAGACACGUUUGGCAUGGACAACGAUAAUUUCAACCAGAUCCCGGCCAAUGUCUCGACCAUCGCCGACUUAUUCGACACGAAGCAUAUUGCCUGGGGAGAGUAUCAGGAACAUAUUCCUUACCCUGGCUUCCAGGGAUACAACUUCUCCAACCAAAAAACUAAUGCCAAUGAUUAUGUGCGAAAGCACAACCCGUUGGUGUUGUUUGACUCGGUCACUAAGAACAGCACUCGUCUACGCCAGAUCAAGAACUUCACUAGCUUUGAGGACGAUCUGGCCGAUAAGAAGCUCCCUCAGUAUGCUUUCAUUACCCCCAACAUGACCAACGAUGCGCACGAUACCAACAUUACCUUCGCCGCCAAGUGGGAACGUAGCUGGGUCUCGCAGUUGCUCGACAACUCCUAUUUCAUGGAAAACACUUUGCUUCUCCUCACUUUUGAUGAAGACGAUACCUACAGCAAGACAAACAGGAUCUUUAGCAUCCUCUUGGGUGGUGCCAUUCCUGACCACCUUAAGGGUACCACAGAUGAUACGUUCUAUACUCACUAUUCGAUCAUCGCUUCUCUGUCGGCAAACUGGGGUCUGCCAUCUCUGGGUCGGUGGGAUUGUGGUGCCAAUAUCCUUGAGAUUGUGGCUAAUAAGACCGGCUACGUCAACUAUGAUGUUGAUACUACCAACCUUCGACUCAAUGAGACAUACCCUGGCCCGAUGUCCGCUGGCGAGUAUUCUAAAUUCUCACCGGUGUGGCCUAACGCCUUGACAAGUGGCAACUGUUCAGCUGGCCAUGGAAUUUUGAACAUCGUCAAGGAGACCUACAAGGGAACCACUGCGACAUACAACUAUACGAGCCCCUUCCCAUACGAUACGAAGAGCGGGUACAACGUCAAGGUCACCGCGACUAAGAAGAGCACUAGCAACAAGGGGUCUUCUUCCUCAUCGAUCCCUACCCCCAACACUGCUGUCCCCUUCGUUUCGCCUACUGUCGGGUCUGUUUCCGGUUUGCUGAUGGGCCUGUUCCUUGCCCUUUUCUAAUGGCAUUGUUAUGCGAUAUAUCUCUAUAUAUGUGUUCUAAAGCUGCCUAUAGGCCUGCCUUGAAUGUUCUAUGUUGCAAGAAAAAGAGUGUUCAUAAUGACUUCACGAGUAAUGUCGUGAGCAUAAAAUUUUAGGUUAGUAAUUAUGGAGGUUUGCUAUUUAUGUACACUUUUGCCUUUUCUUCGUAGCUUUCGACAUGUCUUCGCUGGGAGUUCACCUAAUGUGUGGAUUGGUUGAUUCAAUACUACGUAAUGGCGGCAAACAUUA
Molecule: messenger RNA, 2256 nt
Organism: Aspergillus alliaceus
Lineage: Eukaryota; Fungi; Ascomycota; Eurotiomycetes; Eurotiales; Aspergillaceae
Product: acid phosphatase PHOa
Exons: 3
Coding region: 655-1989 (444 amino acids)
Biological process (GO): phospholipid catabolic process
Molecular function (GO): hydrolase activity, acting on ester bonds
Source: RefSeq, a predicted model, not a curated record